Messenger RNA from Paecilomyces variotii, 1644 nucleotides. Its product is annotated as FAD binding domain protein. Bases 1 to 1644 code for a protein of 547 amino acids. Gene Ontology annotation, biological process: steroid metabolic process. NCBI's taxonomy places the organism in Eukaryota, Fungi, Ascomycota, Eurotiomycetes, Eurotiales, Thermoascaceae. Gene Ontology annotation, cellular component: membrane; cytoplasm. The transcript has 3 exons. The record is from RefSeq and is a predicted model, not a curated record. Gene Ontology annotation, molecular function: Delta24(24-1) sterol reductase activity; FAD binding.
AUGGAUCCUCACCACAAUGCCACCGUCCUCCAUAUCUCCCAACAAGUCCAAUCCUUUUCUUCUCAAAAACUGCCCUUCCAUAUAUACCACGGGACGACCAGCAGCACUCGUCGCGCCUCCUACACGCGCUCCAACACCAUCGACACCAGCUCCCUCAACCGCGUUCUCCGCAUCACGAACACGGCCCAUAAAAAGACAGCCCUCGUUGAACCGAAUGUUUCCAUGGACGUGUUGGUGAAGGCUUGUUUAAAGGAGGGGCUGGUGCCGUUGGUCGUGAUGGAGUUUCCGGGCAUUACUGUCGGGGGUGGGUUUGCAGGGACGAGUGGUGAGAGUAGUUCGUUUCGGUAUGGGUUUUUCGAUCGGAUCGUGUGUUGGGUUGAGAUGGUGUUGGCCGAUGGGGAGAUUGUGGAGGCGGAAAGAAAAGGGAAGAAUGAAGACCUCUUCUACGGCGCAGCAUCCUCGUUUGGAACGUUAGGUAUCACGACAUGUCUGGAGGUGAAGCUACGGGACGCGAAGCCCUUUGUGCAAUUGAGCUAUUUCCCCAUCUCUAGCGCGGAAGAGAUGAGAGAGAAAAUCAAUGAGGUUGCAUUGGAUAUGAAAUAUGAGUAUCUCGAUGGGAUACUUUUCGGAAAAGAUAGGGGUGUGGUUUGUGCUGGCUUCCUGGCUGAUAGGGAGGAGUCUUCCUCCUCAUCAUCAUCGACGUCGUCGGUAUCGAAAAUGAAAACGAAAGAAGAAGAAUGCCUCCCGAUCCAACACUUCACCCGUCCGCAAGAUCCAUGGUUCUAUACACAUGCUGAAGAUGUACUCACCAAAUAUUAUCCUAAGUCACCAGAAUCAUCAUCAUCAUCAUCAUCGAAGACAUCAUCUUCCUCUCUUCUUCACACCGAACUCAUCCCCACAACAGACUAUUUCUUCCGCUACGACCGCGGUGCCUUCUGGGGCGGCAGAUAUUCCUUCUCUUACUUCCUUGUGCCCUUCAACGCCUUCACACGUUGGGUCCUAGACCCAUUCAUGCACACACGCGUCAUGUAUCACGCAUUACAUAAAAGCGGUCUCGCGAAACGAUACAUCAUUCAAGAUGUGGGUAUACCCAGUGACAAAUUGGAUGAGUUCGUGGACUAUCUCCAUGAGGAAUUUGGUUAUUAUCCAUUAUGGAUUUGUCCCUUGAAGGAACAAGGAGCGAGCGAGACUCGUCCGCGGAGCCAAGACGGAAACGAACAACAAGAAGAUACUGAUACUAGCUUGAUUCCCGAGUCCAUCAACGUCGGAAUAUGGGGCCCCUGUCCCUGGGGUUCAUCUUCUCCCUCAGAAUUCAAAGCCUAUAAUCGCCGUCUAGAGCAAAAAGUCCAUUCUCUCGGCGGCCAGAAGUGUCUAUACGCCCAUACAUAUUAUACAGAAGAGGAGUUUUGGGCGAUAUACGAUCGAGAGACGUAUCGGAAGUUGAGGGAGAAGUAUCACGCGGAAUAUCUACCGGAUUUGUGGGAGAAGGUUAGGGUUAAGGAUGAUAAUAAUGCUGUGGAUGGACGGAAAGGUAAUAAUGGUUGGGGGAGGCGGGUUUGGGGAUGGGUUAAGGAGAUAUGGCCGUUGAGAGGGGUGUAUGGGGUUUUGAGUGUGGUGGUUGGGGCGAGGGAGUAUUUGCUUUGA